Molecule: messenger RNA, 1626 nt
Organism: Scophthalmus maximus (turbot)
Lineage: Eukaryota; Metazoa; Chordata; Actinopteri; Pleuronectiformes; Scophthalmidae
Gene: ntd5
Product: ntl-dependent gene 5
Exons: 8
Coding region: 69-1127 (352 amino acids)
Cellular component (GO): extracellular region
Molecular function (GO): peptidase inhibitor activity
Source: RefSeq, a predicted model, not a curated record
UCCCCCUUCCUUAAAAACGCCGUGUCUGUGCGUCCCUCCCUCAUAUCGUCUGAAGCCUGGCUCUGAGGAUGGACUGUGCACUGCUGCUGCUGUCCCUGUGGGCUCUGACUGGAGCGGUGUCCCCGCAGGCUUCAGGGUCGUGUCCGGAGAGACUUCUGGGACAGGAGCGGAGGAGGACGUGUCCUCGGCCCUGCAAAGCCGACAGAGACUGCGGCAGCAAGCGCCAGUGUCUGUGUGACGGCCAGUGUGGCCUCAGCUGUGUGGCUCCAGGUCGUACUUGUCCCUGGCCUCUACCCUCCGGUGAAAACUCAGUGGCUCACCUCCUCUCACCCACUCACUCCUUCUCUGCCCUGCUUGAAGUGCGCUGCAAGCCUGGAUUCACGCUGGCCAACGGCUUGGAUGCCACUAUUCGCCGUUGUCAAGGUGACCGACAGUGGAGUGGGGAUGAGCCCAUCUGUACAGAAGCUCAGUCAGCAGAACCUGCUGCUGCCCAAACCUGCCCUCUGCCGGAGGAAAUAAUCAGCACCUUCAGCAUCCAGGGUGACGCUGCUGUAGGAACUUCCAUCCGCUACAGCUGCCUGUCUGGAGCCGAUAUAGUGGGGAGCAGUGAGAAUUUCUGUCAGGACAAUCAGACCUGGCAGUAUCCUCACCCCAUCUGUAAAAAAGUGUACUGUCAGCCUCCUCGAGAGGUGGAGCAGGGCUACGUGGUGGCUGUCCAGAAGACUGAGUAUGAAGUUGGCUUUGACAUCCACUACCUUUGCAAGAAAAACUUCCUCAUGGACGGACCCCAGAAGGUCACCUGCCUGUCGAAUGGCAGCUGGAGUGCACCACCCCCGUACUGCAGAGCCCGCUGUCUCAUCCCUGCGGAGAGAAGCCACGUGGUCAUUGGUGGAGUGAAGCGCUGGCCGUUUGACGUUACGGACGCCAUGGUUCCUCAUGGGGAAAGUGUGGCGUUCUUCUGCAAACAUCCUAGCCUUCAGUGCAGCCUUACUGCAGUCCAGACCUGUUUUGAUGGAGCGCUGCAGCCCCCAGCAUGCUACCUUGAGCCCACAUGGUUACAGUAUAAGCUCUUCCCUCACCGGCUGGUCUCUGAGAUUGAUGCGUGUGAAUCCGGCGACGUGGAGUGAUGACCUGUCUGACCUUUACUCACCUGACACUCGUGACACCGUGUCACAACACGAAAAAACCUCUGCAGCACCCCUGACCUAUAGUGAAGUCCUCCACUGCAUCCUUGACAAUUAUGAUCUGUUAGAUGCUAAAUAUUCUUUCAACAGCUCUUGCAGAUCUGCAAGCGAAGCUGUCUCUCCCCUGCACACUAUCAAACCGCAGGUGUGAUUAUAACCUUGAGUAUUACUGUGAUCCUCCUCCAGCUUGAGCCAGUGCGUACUGCGGAUGCAAUCCACAGGCCUAUGUGAUGAUGUAUAUAUAUAAUGCAUUAAUACAUGCUAUACCAGUUAUGCCGGUGACAAAGCCUUCGUGUAACCUAACUCAUAAUGACUCUGUGAUUUAUCUCACUGUGCGAUUCUUCCUUUCAUCUGUUGAGCCUGACGCAUCAAGUCUCGAGGCUUGUAAGUUUAAAUGAUUGAUGAGUGAUUUGAAAUAAAUAAAAUAAUAAUAACAUCAGAA